AUGUCUGCGAAAGUCCAAACCAAUAAACCCGCUAUCGAAAGCACAUCCCCUCCCCAAAGUGUCACAAAUGCAGAAGAUUAUCGAAAAAAUACAGAAGAACUCUCACGGGACAUCUUAUAUCAUGUCAUUCACCAACUCGAAAACCAAGCUUCAAGACAAGAAUCCAUCAACUCAUCAAGCAAAAACAACAGCGAUGACCUCGAAGUCUUUCGUUUCUUCGUCGUAACCAUGAUCGCCAUCUCCGUCUUCGGCGCCUCAACCUUCGCCGUCAUAGUCGGAGAAAUGACUGACCCAGCGGACAUCUGGGCUCCAGAUCCGCCAACGUUUUCUCUCAAAACAGUCCGACUGUUUCUCUCAGUGUCUUGGCUCGCGUUUGCAGUGUCUAUUGCUUUGGCUGGUUACAGCGGGAGUUUUCUCGCGUUGAUGCGACAAAAGGCAAAGGGCGAGAUUGACGAGGAGACUAUCAAGAAGUGGACGCCUGCUGGGCUUGUUGUUUCUGCUGCGUUGCAUCUGCUCAUUGUCACGGGGUUCUUGUUCAUGGCGCUUAGUCUUGUGGCGUAUGUUGGAUCGUUUGGCUGGGUUAUUGUUGGGUUUUCUGGGGUGAUGUAUCUCGUGGUCUUUUAUUUACUUGGUGCGCAGUUUCGCGCCGUGUGA
Messenger RNA from Fusarium proliferatum ET1, 654 nucleotides. RefSeq lists its product as uncharacterized. The coding region runs from base 1 to 654 and encodes 217 amino acids. The record is from RefSeq and is a predicted model, not a curated record. The transcript has a single exon. Lineage: Eukaryota; Fungi; Ascomycota; Sordariomycetes; Hypocreales; Nectriaceae.